Messenger RNA from Centropristis striata (black sea bass), 2181 nucleotides. RefSeq names its product CXXC finger protein 1b (gene cxxc1b). Gene Ontology annotation, biological process: positive regulation of DNA-templated transcription. The transcript is spliced from 13 exons. Gene Ontology annotation, cellular component: Set1C/COMPASS complex. Bases 187 to 1923 code for a protein of 578 amino acids. The record is from RefSeq and is a predicted model, not a curated record. Lineage: Eukaryota; Metazoa; Chordata; Actinopteri; Perciformes; Serranidae. Gene Ontology annotation, molecular function: DNA binding; zinc ion binding.
GACAGUCUACGAGUUGUAACGAGUUCAGCCGAUUGUUGUCGAUGUUGUAUCCGUAUAAGCAUUAACCGAAAGCUAGCUUGAAGCUAGCUGUCGAGCUAAAAGGUUCACUGUUUUGGUAUUGUAUUUGUGGCCUUUUCAUUAAAUCUGCAGAUCGAUCCACGAGUGAAACGUUACUGGUCUCCCAUAAUGGACAGCGAAAUGUCUGAUAUUGACCAUGCACCAGGGCCUGAGACCAGCAGCAUGGAGGGGGAGAACGCACCUCUGUACUGUAUCUGCCGGAAACCAGACAUCAACUGCUUUAUGAUUGGCUGUGAUAACUGUAACGAGUGGUUCCAUGGCCACUGCAUUAACAUCACAGAGAAGAUGGCCAAGGCAAUCCGGGAAUGGUAUUGCAUGAGAUGCAGAGAUAAAAACCCCACACUGGAAAUAAAAUAUAGAUCAAAGAAAACCAGAGAGAAGGAUGCUGAGGUUGACAGAGGAUCUGACAAACAGUACAGCACCCCGAGCACUCCUGACUAUAAGAGUGAAAGGCGGCGUGGAUCUAAAGUGAAGCGUUCGGUCCGAAUGUGUGGGGAAUGUGAGCCCUGCAGAAGGACGGAGGACUGUGCUCAGUGUGACUUCUGCAAGGACAUGAAGAAGUUUGGAGGCCCAAACAAAAUCAGACAGAAGUGCAGAUUCAGGCAAUGUGAGGUCCGAGCCAGGAAAAUGCUGCGUGUGAAGGAUGAAGAACUAUCUUUGCAAGAAAGGAGGGAUAAUUCCUACCACAGACGAAGACGAUAUUCUGAGGACUACGACAGUGAGGCGGAGCUCUACCAGCAGUACAAGGCAGCAGGGAUGAACAACAGCAUGGGCUGGAAUAGUGAUGAAGAUGAUGAGCCACCUUUUAGUCCCGUCAUGCGUAAAAAAGCUGUGAAGGUGAAGCACGUAAAGAGACGAGAAAAGAAGUUUGACAAGAAAUCUUCCUUUGUCUCUAUCCAGAAGGAGUCACGACGCCACAAACAGAAGCAGAAGCACAAGGACAAAACCAAAUACAGUGAGAAGGGCGAGCUCCGGGAUAACACCGGCCAGCGUCAGUGUCUGGGGCCAAGCUGUGUGGAGGCAGCAAGAACCAACUCCAAAUACUGCUCUGAGGACUGUGGCAUGAAGUUAGCUGCCAACCGGAUCUAUGAGAUCCUCCCUCAGCGUAUCCAGCAGUGGCAGCAGAGUCCGUGCAUCGCUGAGGAGCACGGUAAGAAGCAGCUGGAGCGAAUCCGUCGGGAACAACAGAACGCCCGGCUGCGCCUCACAGAGAUGGAGCGACGCUUCCACGAACUGGAAGGCAUCAUCGCCAAGGCCAAGCAGCAGGCGGUCCAGCAGGACGAGGAGGUGAAUGAAGGUGACAGCGAGGACACAGACCUGCAGAUUUUCUGUGUGUCUUGUAGUCAUCCCAUCAAUCCAAAAGUGGCGCUGAGACAUAUGGAGAGAUGUUACGCAAAGUAUGAGAGUCAGACGUCCUUUGGUUCUAUGUACCCUACGAGGAUAGAAGGAGCAACCAGACUCUUCUGUGAUGUGUAUAAUCCUCAAAGCAAAACUUAUUGUAAGAGGCUUCAGGUUCUGUGUCCCGAACAUUCCAGAGAUCCAAAGAUCCCAGUGGAUGAGGUGUGUGGAUGUCCUCUGGUGAAGAAUGUGUUUGAGCUGACUGGAGACUACUGCAGGGUCUCCAAAAGAAAAUGCAACAAACAUUACAACUGGGAAAAGCUUCGUAGAGCAGAGGUGGACUUGGAGCGAGUCAGAGUGUGGUACAAGUUGGACGAGCUCUUUGAGCAGGAGCGUAAUGUGAGGACUGCCAUGACCAACAGAGCCGGUCUGCUCGCCCUGAUGUUGCACCAAACUAUUCAGCACGACCCCAUGACGACCGAUCUCCGUAGCAACAAGGAUCGGUAGUCGUCCUAGUCUGUAACUGUUCUCAGAUCUUAGAUCGCUGUAUGUAAUGUGAGAUUUUAAUGUUAAGGAUUUAAACGCAAACUACCAUUUGGGUGAAAACUAAUUUUCUAACUUGAUAAUUAUUUUAAAAUCUUUGUAUGAUAAUUAUCUCUAAAAGGUAAAUGGAUAUAUAUUUUUCCUGACUGGGUUAGAUAAAAUGCUGCUGAUUGAAAACGGCUCUUUUUGGUAUGAUUGCCCUGAAUAAACACCUUAAACUUC